Molecule: messenger RNA, 2519 nt
Organism: Nicotiana tabacum (common tobacco)
Lineage: Eukaryota; Viridiplantae; Streptophyta; Magnoliopsida; Solanales; Solanaceae
Source: RefSeq, a predicted model, not a curated record
AUGGAGUGGGUCAGAUAUGCUGCUAAUCCUCUUGUUUCGGGAUUUGGCCUUGCUUUCUUUUCUGGAUGCAUAUUUUGGUCAACAGAUGAUCCAGAUGCUCCUCAUGUUCAUCAUCGCAAUUUUCUGAAAGAGCAUGUGGUCUUUAAGGAGGCUAUAGCUAUUAAAGAUCCAUUAGUCCUUUCAAAGAUACAUCAAACAUACCGAGUUGGCUAUCUGAAGGAUGUCAUUUUGCCUCGAAUGUUGGAUGACGCAACAGUUGCAAACCUUAAUUCCAUAAUCCAUGCAAACAAUGCAGUUGUUGUAUCUCUCUUAAAAGAUGAUAGCACCUUCAUUCAGGAUUUGUUUGGAAAGUUGAAGUCGCCUUCCACAUCUGCAGAGUCAAAGAAAAAUUUGGUGCACUUCUUGCAUGAGUUUUGUACUUUGAGUAAGAGCUUGCAAGUGGUCCAGCAACAUCGGCUAUUUAGGGAUCUUGUUAAUGAAGGCAUAUUCGAUAUCAUAGCUGAUGUUUUGCAGAGCCAAGACAAAAAGCUAGUCCUGAUGGGGACAGACAUCCUCAUUCUAUUCUUAAAUCAAGAUUCAAAUCUUCUGCGAUCUUAUGUAAUUCGUCAGGAAGGCCUUGCUUUGUUUGGACUUCUGGUCAAAGGUAUGCUAACAGAUUUUGGGGAUGAAAUGCACUGCCAGUUUCUUGAAAUUCUGCGCAGUCUCAUGGAUUCAUAUGCAUCAGGAACCCAGAGAGAGGCCAUUGUUGAAAUUUUCUACGAGAAGCACCUAAGUCAACUCAUUGAUGCUAUAACAUCAUCCUGCCCGGCAGACGGUGCUGCAGAAACUGUCCGUAACUCGGAGUGCUCUGAUGGAGGAACUGAAAAGCAAAGCAGCGUCAAGCCUGAAAUACUACUAAAUAUCUGUGAUCUCCUAUGUUUUUGUAUUGUGCACCAUCCUUAUAGAAUAAAGUGCAACUUUCUUCUAAAUAAUGUGAUAGAUAAAGUUCUCUUUCUGACACGAAGAAAAGAAAAGUACCUGGUAGUUGCCGCUGUUAGAUUUAUGAGAACUCUUAUUUCGCGCAAUGAUGAGCAUUUGAUGAAUUACAUAGCGAAGCACAAUCUCUUAAAACCAGUGGUUGAUGCUUUUGUUGCUAAUGGAGACCGCUACAAUCUGCUAAACUCAGCUGUUCUUGAGCUUUUUGAGCAUAUUCGUAAGGAUAACUUGAAGAUAUUGCUCAAGUAUUUAGUGGACUCAUUCUGGGAUGAACUGGUCAAGUUUGAAAAGUUGACAUCUAUUCACUCUUUGAAAAUUAAAUAUGAGCAGUCCCUAGAUUGUUCAGGAACCAGAAGUGUUGGCGAUCUGUUAGACGACCCUAGGAAAAGAGUUAAUGAGCGUGGUUUAGAGAAAGAAGAAGAAGAAUAUUUCAAUGAAGACAGUGAUGAAGAAGAUUCUGCGUUUGCCUCUGUGGCCAACGCAAGUAGAGCGCAGGCUCAGCCGGCCUUGCCUAAUGGGUCUGCUCCAAGCCCCUCAUCUGUGAGAUCUGGAGGACUUGUUGAUUAUGAUGACGACGAGGAUGAUGAAGAUUAUAAGCCACCACCUAGGAAGCAAUCUAAUAAUUCUGAUGAAGAUGCGGAGUCUUUUCCGUUGAAACGAAAGCUAUCUCCGAAAGAAGAGCCUGAGCCAAAAAGGUUGCAGCGGAUUGCUAAAGGCUCAAAGUCUCGAGACGGUGUUUUCGCUGCUUUGUGCUCAACCUUAAGUCAAGCAGUUUUGCCCUCUAAAAAGACAGUAAGUACAGCACAAGAUGGUCCAUGCUCAGAUGGAGACAAGAAAUCUGUGGAGUCCAACCAUGAGGAGAAAGGGAAUUCUACUGAUAAUGGGAGUGCUGAUUUGGAUACUCAUGACGACCAAGAACCAACUUGUCCUAAAAGUUUUUCUGAAAGCAUGCACAGUUCUCCAGAUGAUAGGCAGAGGGGAGAUGAUUAUCCGUUAAUACCGCCAAAAUCAUCUCCUGAAAUGGCUGUAAAUGGAUCAUAACUCCUCUUUUGAGACAAUCAUGCCAUUUUUACUCCUACCGUGGUCUACAAGAUAUUGCUUGAGCAUGUGCUUGCUUCAAAUCAGCUCUCUGCACAACUUCGACAUGAGGAACGAGCUAACAAGCGAAUCCAUUGUGGAGUUUCUAAAGUAUUGGUGGAGGGGAGUCUGUACAGUGCCGUUGCAAGCGCGAGAAGAGAUUAGUAUCCCUCUUGGGUUCUCUUUUGUUUAGCAUUUCCUAUUGGUCCUGUAAAACAUUCCAUAGCUAUAGAGUUUUGCUUUCUCCAAUUCUUUGUUUUAUCCCUACCCCAUCUCCAUUCUAACUUUCCUUAGUUAUAUACAAUGCAUAGGGCACCAACUUUUGCCCUUGAAAGGUUAUUCUUCGAUUUCGUGGGCGUAGUGACCAAAUGUUACGUUAGAGAGGUCAGUACUGCUUGAGGCCAAGUUUUCUAUUUCGAUGUUGUCUAAUUUAUACGGAAUUGUAUAUUAAAAUUGUGGACAAUCAA